AUGGGGAAUAAAUUGGGGAAUAGGAGACAAGUGGUGGAUGAGAAGUACACUAGGCCUCAAGGGUUGUAUCAGCACAAAGAUGUGGACCACAAGAAGCUAAGGAAGCUCAUUCUGGACUCCAAGCUGGCACCUUGUUACCCUGGUGAUGAUGAAUGUGGCAGUGAUCUUGAAGAAUGCCCUAUUUGCUUCUUGUAUUAUCCAAGUCUGAAUCGGUCGAGAUGUUGCAUGAAAGGCAUUUGUACAGAAUGCUUUUUGCAGAUGAAGACACCUAAUUCUACCCGGCCAACUCAGUGCCCCUUCUGUAAAACCUCAAAUUAUGCUGUGGAGUAUCGAGGUGUGAAGACAAAGGAGGAGAAAGGUUUGGAGCAAAUUGAAGAACAACGACUUAUAGAAGCCAAAAUAAGGAUGAGGCAGCAAGAAAUUCUAGAUGAAGAGGAAAGGAUGCUGAAACGAAAACAACUCAGAUCCUCCGGCAGUAUCAGAGGACCUAGUGAAGUUGAUUAUUGCUCCGCACCAGCCCAAUCCUUUAGUUCUGCUGUAGAAGGUGAGGAAAUUGUUCUCUCUCAGGAGUUAUGUACUGCUUCAGCAAUAAGACCAACUCCACGCCUGAGGCAAAAUAGGGAGGAUGAAUUUGACCUGGAUCUGGAGGAAAUAAUGGUUAUGGAAGCCAUUUGGCAGUCUAUUCAGGAAACUGGCCAACCCCAAAAUUUGACCUAUAGUGACGCAGCUUCAUCAGAAGAAUAUAUGGUAGACGAUUGUCGCACCUCGGCAAUGAUAGCCCCGGUAGCUGGAUUAUCAUCUCCUUCUGGUGGUCUUGCAUGUGCCAUUGCAUCCCUUGCUGAGCGUCAACAACUGAGUGGAGAGUCCAAUAACUAUGGUGGGAACAUGCAUGGGAAUAGCAUGAUGCCUGGAUGUAGCAGGUUUUCUAAUAGGGGAGAGCAAGAAUCUGAAAAUUAUUUUCCUGCAGAGAGUGCCAUUGUGGAAUCACUCGAUAUCCAGCUGGCAAUGACCCAGGAUGCUGGAGAAUGCGAAGAAAAUAGAUCUGAGGUGGCUGAAGUUGGAACUAGCUACGUGGGUUCUCAUGAAUUGAAUGACGCAAGAAGGCCUGUUGCACUCCACCAAGUUGAUGAAAAUGACUGCACCUUCCAACCCGUUGUGGGGCCCAUAGUUCCCGAGAGCUACGAGGAGCAGAUGAUGCUAGCCAUGGCUGUAUCGCUAACUGAGGCUCAAGCUAGUGCAAGUGCACCAGGAGUUGCAUGGCAUUAA
This is a messenger RNA of Fraxinus pennsylvanica, 1266 nucleotides long. The record is from the annotation of a GenBank genome assembly. NCBI's taxonomy places the organism in Eukaryota, Viridiplantae, Streptophyta, Magnoliopsida, Lamiales, Oleaceae.